Molecule: messenger RNA, 1676 nt
Organism: Coffea eugenioides
Lineage: Eukaryota; Viridiplantae; Streptophyta; Magnoliopsida; Gentianales; Rubiaceae
Exons: 3
Coding region: 170-1312 (380 amino acids)
Source: RefSeq, a predicted model, not a curated record
CCAAAAAAAAACCCUUUGAAUCAAAACCUUCACACACUCCGCCAUUCCUCUGCAAUACCCAAACCCCACUGUCCUCUCCUUCUCCCAGCUGAUUCUGACUCACUGAGUUUAACCGAGUUCACCGGGUUUGCAGCCGUUCCAAACCUCCAAUUUCACGAGGAAAGAAAAGAUGCGAGCUAUCCAUCGAUUCGUGUCGCGUUUCUCCAUUAACCGUUGUUCCAAAAAUCAACCCACAUUCAAAACCCGUAUUCCUUUCUCUCUUUCCGAAAAACCCUUCUCUUCAAACCCUCCUUCGAAUAACGAUAAAAGUACGACUUCCGGUUUGGGCAGCAGCUUCGGCGUUCCUUCCGGCGAUGGCGGCGGCGGCGGCAGCAGCGACAACUUGGGGUGGGAUAACCCAAGUUCUUCCUCAUGGUCUACUGGCCUGACCAAAGAACACUUUGACGGCGAAGUAGUCGGACAGCAGGUGAGCCCUGUAUUGGGCCCGAACCCGGCUCGGCCAGAAGGUGGAAUGGGAGUUGGAGGCAGUGGUAUGGGGCAGGCGCGGUGGACGGAUGAGGAGAUGAUGCGCAUUAGGAGGUUACAGGCCGAGAAUAGGAAAAGUAGAGCGUUUGUGGAAGGAUGGAAGAACAGGAUGGUGCAGAUGAGUGUCCUGAUGAAGCAAGUGAGAGAGCCUGGGGCUCGAGGAUCAUAUUUGAAGGACUCGGAGAAGGCUGAGAUGUAUCGGAAACAUAAGGAGAAUCCCGAAGUAUAUACGGUGGAGAGGCUUGCCAAGGACUACAGGGUUAUGAGGCAAAGGGUCCAUGCGAUUUUAUGGCUGAAAGAACAGGAGGAAGAGGAAGAGAAGAAGUUAGGCCACAAGUUGGACGAUUCGGUUGAGCUUUUGUUGGAUGCAUGCCCCGAAUUUUUCAAUUCUCAUGAUAGGGAGUUUCAUGUUGCAUCUCUUCCUUACAAGCCGGACUUCAAAGUGUUGCCUGAAGGUUGGGAUGGCACAACUCGGGACCCUGAUGAGGUCCAUUAUGAAAUAUCCAUGAAGGAAGACGAGAUGCUAUAUCAAGAGUUUCUCCAGAGAUUUAACUUCAACAAAAUGAAGAUGGCUAAGCAGGUGAAAUGCCACAAGUAUAGCCGGAUUCGGCCAUCUGAAGGAUGGAACUACACAGUUGAGAAACUAGGUCCACGGGGCAAGCGGGGAAAUGGUGGUGGCUGGAAAUUUGUCAGCGCCCCAGACGGUUCCACCAGACCUCUAAAUGAGUACGAAAAGAUGUUUGUGAGGAGAGAGACUCCUCGCAGACGUAGAAGAAUUCUUCCGUGAUAUUGGUUGCAGAUGAAUGCAAAGUCAUCUGAUGAUUUCAGGAAGCUUAGUUAGUCAAUGAGGAUGUUCUGGAUAUCUUCUUUUCUGUAUUCAUCUUCUCCUGAAUUUUGUACCAGCUCAUGGAAGCUAAUCAUGUUUACCACUGCAAUCUCUUUGUAGAUUAUCCUUUCAUUCUGCUAUACUAGUGACUCUAAGAGCUGUGCAGUGGAAAACAGCAUGACAUGAGCUCCUCUUUCUCUCUAUUUUUUAUUGUAACUCAUAGUCAUUGCCUAACAAUUUAGCAGUCCAUUUCUGUUGCAUGGAAGUGGAGAUCCUUUGAUCCAGCGGGUACUUGAGGUUUUGGUGAUCGGUUUUAAUGACUAAA